AUGUUUAAAGCUACAUCCCCUCUUUUAGGAGGUCUGCUAUGGAAAAUCCCAUGGCGCCUCUCCAGCCGACAAAAGUUCCGUCAACGCAAACGUCUCCGCUCAGUUGAUAACGUUGUUGAUACGAUCGCCGCUGCCCUCGAGCGCAAUGGACUUCCUCAAGUGAAAGCGGUGGAGCGAUGGUAUGCCGAAAUGCCCCGGGAGGAGGAAAUGUUGCCCAAGGAUAAAUACUCGAUAUACGACCGGAAGGAGAAGACAUAUCGAAAGGGUAUUCACAAAUUGCCCAAGUGGACGAGAGUCAGCCAACGUAUCAACCCUCCUGGUUUCUAA
Talaromyces marneffei is the source of this 327-nucleotide messenger RNA. RefSeq lists its product as uncharacterized. Gene Ontology annotation, molecular function: structural constituent of ribosome. The transcript has 3 exons. Lineage: Eukaryota; Fungi; Ascomycota; Eurotiomycetes; Eurotiales; Trichocomaceae. The record is from RefSeq and is a predicted model, not a curated record. Gene Ontology annotation, cellular component: mitochondrial large ribosomal subunit. The coding region runs from base 1 to 327 and encodes 108 amino acids.